AUGUCAAUAAUUUACAGUUUGAUAGCUCGUGGUACGACUGUGCUUGUGGAUUACACGGAAACAACAGGCAACUUUCAGCAAAUAACAGGUUCGAUCUUGCAAAAAAUCCCCCUGCACGAUGACACGAAAUGCACCUAUGUUUCUGGAAGGUGAGUAGUCGACUCAGCUGUUUAUUUAUGCUUGUGUAAUCUCACUUUGGAAUUGGAGUAUAAAUGAAAUUAAUUUAUUUUCCACUUAAACUAACUGAACAUUCUUAUGUUAAGAGAAGUAUUCUAUUAUACAGCUCUCAGCAGCAGUUAAAAUUUGUCACGACUCGAAGAUCGACGUCUUCGGCCUCCCUGCGCGCAGCGAUGAGAGAGAUGUCGCAAUAAGCUUAUAUUUCACCCCCUUCGCUAAAGUUAUGACGUAGUUUCAGACGUACACUAUGUACUCAAUUUUGAAAGGAAAAGUCCCACAGUUUUUGUUUAAGAAGUGCUAAUCUACGCGUGUGGUGAGGAAUUCCUUUAGAAGAGAGACGUCGACAAACUUCGUUGUAAACUUCAUCAAAGAAAGACUAUCGUCAACUCGUGGGUGCGUUGUUUAGAAAAUAAUCAUUUAGUUAUCACCUCUAGUUUUCCCACAGUAAAUUUAGGAAAUGAUAGAAAUUCAGAUUAUAAAUAUACUAUCCUUGUUCUGGAAACACAAUACUUUUCUUGCUGUUUAUUGCACUUUAUAAACAGUUAUUUAGGUAUAUAUUUAAAAACAAAAAGACCAAGAAAACAAAACAAAAAAGAAAAAAAAAAGGAAGAAGGGAAAAAGAAGGUCGUUAGCAGAAUUUGAACCUGGUGCCUACGAUUUGACCUGACCUCACAUAGCCACUACACCAUUGAGGAUGAACACACAAUUUGGUGAAAAGUCGCAAAUUUAAUGCGUUUUCCGCGGAACUUCCGCCGGCAAACGAUCGAGCCAUACUUAACCGAUUGAAAAAACGACUCGAAGCAAUUGGAUGAAAUUAAGGCUAAUUGAAACCAGGCUACUGACAGUAAAAGACAAUGUAAACACAUUUCAUGGCAAUAAAAGAACAUAUGCGAUACAAAGCCAACACAACUCCUCCGUGAAGUAGGACGCAAAACAUAAGCUUAUGUUUUCUUAUCUCGAUUUCCACUGUCAUUUUAAAGCUGAUGCUCAAAAUCACAUCCAUUUCCCCCCGUGACCUUGGGGAGUACUUAAGAAGAAGAAGAAGAAGUGCCUUUAUUUACCAUACAUUCAUUCAUACACAUAACCUACUACAUUACUACAAGGUAGGAGAUCAAGCCAGCGUCGAAGUUGAAGGAGUUGAAGCGCAAAUGCUCAUAUUCUCGUCAAGUUUAAUGCCUGGACGAGUCAAAAGCUCUUGAAUCGUACUAAUCUGAAAGAUUUCAGCGUGUCUUAAAUUUGGUAAGACCUCUAUCCUCUAACCGUGCUGUAGCGCACGAUGCACGCUCUCUCAGUGAGGAAUUUGAUGCCACUGAACUUCGGCGAGCGCGUGCUUCUUUGGAAAUGAUAGAUCUUCGCGCUCUCGAGUUUGGACCCGUUAAUUACGAAGUACGUCUACUACGAGUGAGCGAGUGACUCAUUUGCAUAUCCUUGUCCCUGCAAUAACUCGUGGUACGCUCACACGUACCCACGAGUUAAAAAUGAUUAAAGAUUUGUAAAAAAAUAAUUCCAAUUAAACUUAAUUCUGUACAAAACACAAGCUUAAAUAAGCUUAAGAAUUACCUAUUUAGAGUAAAAAAAAUUGAAAAUUCAAAUCUCGAUAAUUUUUUGGUGUUUAUAUUUUCGUUGCUUUCCAGUUACCACUUUCACGUGAUAGUAAAUGAUGGAAUAAUUUUUCUGUGUAUGGCUGAUGAGGAUUUUGGGAAGAGACAACCAUAUGCCUUCCUAGAAGAGGUAAGCUUAAUUGGAGAAGGUUUACAAGAAAUUACAUUAAACAUAGCCUGCAGAAAAAAAUAGCUGCUGAUUUCAUGGUGAAUCCCCUUUGUAUGUAUUUUUUUUUCAAAUGUUUGGAUCAAAUUCAUCAUGAACAUACUUAGUAAAGUGGUAGCAAUUUCCUUAUCACUGCAAUAAUAUCUGUUUCCAAAUUCAUCUAGACUCAGAAUAAAUUCACUUUGACUUGGAAGUUUAACAGUGACUAACCUGUGUAUUAUUAAAUGUCUUAUGCACCAGUCGAUGUUACGCCGUAGGGUUAAGACUGGGAAUUCUUGUAAUGAUUGGGCAUCACCUAGCUAGCUGUCCAAGGCAUGUCAAAAAGGGUGUGUACUGAGCAGUGCCACCUGACUGUAUCGCGGGCUCAAGUGUACAAUUCAUUGAGGUGACAUGUUAUCUACUGACCAGUUGUUGGUUUUAAUUGAUGACUGGCUCAGGUCCAUAAUGAAAAGGCCAUAUAAUAAAAACCUAUCAACCUCGUCUGCUGUUGCUUGGUCAAUACAUCAAGGCCUCAGUCUGAGAUUCCUGGUAAUGACCUCACUCUUGGUUAAUAAGACAGUAGCAUGUCACAAGAGAUCUUCUGCAAGUAGCUUGUGUAACAGGCAUCGAGAGGGGUAGGGGAAGGGGAGGAAGGAAACAAGAGAGGAUUAUUGGGGAGAGAAGGUAGAGCUCCCUUGCCUUUUCCCUUUCACAUUUUUCUCCCUUUUGCCCACUUCCUCCCCUUUUUGCACUUGCCACGCAAGCUACUGGAAUACAGAGGAGGCAAUUCCAGUCAUAGUUAUCAGUUGGAAUCUCGAAGCCAACACAAUAUUGUUGGUGCCAUGACUUGCAGUUGUCCCACUCAAUCCGAGGGUAGAUCAAAAUGGCCGGCUGAGACUAGGUUCCAGGCUCUUGAGAGAUCUUUACAAACUUCUCCACUCUUGGUAUCCUGUGUUACAUCAAAUCUUUAGUUAUUCCCCACCCACAGGAAAGGAAAUACAGUCAGAUCCUCCAGAAAUGCCCGGCCACACUGGCCAGGGGCUUAACAUUGACUGGUGCAUUAGAAUGGAAUUAAUGCAGGCUACAAAAUAAAACCUCUGGAGUAACAAUGAUCUCUCAAUAGAGUGAAAACUGUAGAUGUGAAUUUAAAAUAUUUUGUCUCAGCAUACACACCCUAUUGCUUACCAUUAUUGUCUUAAUUUUCAUGCAGAUCAAAAGGCGUUUCGAAAACAGCUCUUUAAAACAAAGAGCAAGAACAGCUCAUGCUUAUGAGUUCAAAAGAGAUUUUGGACAAGUACUGGCCAGUCAGAUGGUGAGUUAGGCAAUGGAUAAAAAAGCAGAUUUCCUUAAUACUUAUUUUUAAUUGCCAAUUUCUUUCUUUUUAUAAUAAACUGUGACCUGGUAAAAAAAAAUGCAAAUAACCCUUGGGACUUCUGGUCAUAUUUAUAGACUGCAGUUUGUGGUAGUGGCUUGUCCAUUAUAGUAUAGUGAAAAAGUUGAAAUAUUUGUACAGUCACUCAGGACAAACAUUCAUGGCAGCAAGAUUUGGGCUGCAGAACUAGCUGGUCUUAAGAAAUAAGCAAGAAAGAAUUUUGGUUGAUGCACAGAGUCUAGAUGAUCAAAAAGACAAAGGCAAUAUUUGUUCUGUAUUGUCCUAAGUGUGCAAAGUUACUAGUGAACAAGAGUCUAAAUUAUAAAAUGUGUUAUUAAGACCAAAGAACAUUUUGGCAGGUCUGUAAUAGCAAGAGUUUGUUGAAGGAUUUGUUUGAAGGAUUUGGCUACUGUCCAUAUUAGCGGGCUGCCUGUCAUCUGCAGGUGUGCAUUGGGUAUGAGUUGUUCACUCUCAUAAGUGAUGACAUUCAGGGUGAAGGGUAGUGGUAUGGCAGUGACAGGGGUCAAAUUUGAUAAUGGAAAGUUGACAUGACCCUAGACCUCUAGGGUCUGUUGGUAUCUCUCUCUUAAUCCUUGAAACAUAAUACAUUCCUUCACAUUCCAUCAUGACCAUCUCAUAUUUGACAUUUUGUUACUGUCUUUUAUUUCCCCAGGCUCUCUUUUCUGAUACAGGGUAUGACGACACAGAUCAAAUUGCCAAAGUUAGACGGGAGGUGAAUGAAGUGAAAGGGGUCAUGACGCAAAAUAUAGGUAAUGGAUUCAGAUCCAAAACUCUUAAGUACACACUGUUAUUUUGGUACAAAACUAUUAAUAGUGCAGGCCAGAGAAAAAAGAAUCAAUACAAUAAAGGACUAUAAAAAAAGUUACAGUAACUGCAAGUUUAUUACCGGUAAUUAUUAAUCACUGUGUUAAAUAACUGAAUAAGCCCCACUUUUUAGAGACACAGACAACCUGCAUUCACAUUUAUAAUUGUUUUGCAGUAGACAGAUUACUCUUUUAUUUGAAUUUUCUUUUCUUUAUUCUUUAAAUUGAUUUUGUGUACAUGUACAAAUAAGAAUAAUGAUUGGUGCUUAAGAUGUCUGUGUUUGUUUUCAUUUCGCUUUCAAUUUGUUGUGAUUACAUUUCAAGCACUUCGUGUUAUUUAAAGGUCACUUUGUCAUUUAUAUUUUAAUUUUAUGGUUAAUCAUUCAAUUAAAUUCAUUUUGAAAUUGACUUUCCCUUCCUGGUUUACCUACUAGACAUAACAGGAUUAAAAAACCCAACUGGUACUGUGUAGGAGGCAACCUGCUGGCUAUUUACAGGGAUUUGUUCUCAGGAUAACUAAGAAACAUGUUCAGCUGGCCAUCACGGUGGGACUCGAACCUGGGACCACCGCAUUGAUAGUCCAGUGAGCUGAUCACUCAGUCACACUAGUGUCUCCUUCAUCAUGUAGCUGUCUGAACCAACAUGGGUGUUUUAUUUUAAAUAGGAAACUAAAUAAAACUUGACAUAAGUAGACUAGUUAGUUUAUUACAGCAUUAAAGUUUAUAAAGAUAAUGAUAACAAUCAAUAAAUUUUGUUAUAGCUAUUACAGGUACAUGCAAUAUCCGUUGAUCGCCUUGGUCUUUCUGUUUUUAUUUAGAAAAAGUACUUGAAAGAGGUGAAAGAAUAGAUGUCCUUGUUGGAAAAGCGGAAGAGUUGGAUCACAGUGUAAGUUUGAUGAUGAUAAGUAUGAGCAGUAGAAACCUUUUUGCUAAACUUGCAUAGCCUGAUAUAAACACACUAAGGGUUGGAAAAAUUCUAGAACAUUAUGCAGACUUUCACCCUUGUCUUGGGUUUGCAUAACACUAGCACUGUCUCAAAUUUUCUCACUCUCUCUUGUGUAUAUCAGGCUAUGCAAACUUGGAAAAAAAAGUUUUCUAUUGCUUUUUGUUUUUCUCAAUUAGGCACUUAAUCCUCAUGUUUUCAUUUCUUUUCUUUUUUUUGACUUGGUGGAAACCACUACCACUAAACCACUACCACCUUCCCUUUUUUUAAGACUUGUAGUGUAAAUUAUCUUUAGAUUAUUCUUUCUUUCUGGUAAAAUGAUCAAGCUUGGUAUUUCAGAAAUUAUACAAUUUGUCUAUUUUAAUCAGUAUGCUUCUUUUUCUGCUUGUCUGUAGCAUUGAGGUGUUAAACAUCUCAACAAACAUCCACAACUAGGAGUUUCUAAGUCAGGGUAGUGUGAAAACGUGCUUGGGAAGACAAGUAUAAAUUAUUAUGGUUGUUGACCAAAAAGUUACGUUAAAGAAAAAGAGGGAGAAUUUUUUGAGUAUUCAUGACCAAUCUGUGUGCAUCAGCUGAAAACACAUGUAUCUAUAUUUUCAAAUAGAAAUGUGGUCUUUAUGAACACAAUUCGAAAGGAAUAAGUUUAGAUUCAAAUGUUAUUUUAAUCAGUGUAUAAAAAUGUGGCUCAAAAAAAAAAAAACAUGAAUAAGUGUUGACACUAUUAUGCCUGGUUCCACCAGAUGUUGCAGAAUUUAUAUCUAGCCAAUUUUUUGAAAAUGAACCUAAUGGAAUUUGCAGUCAUUUGAGUGAAAAAGGGUCAAAAGGCAGGUUUUGUUGUGCUCGAGAAGCUUGAAAAUCACACUAACCAAGGAAAAGGAAAGGAGAAAAAGAAAAACAAGAGAAAGAAAGUAGGAGAAGAGAAUUAAAAAGCAAUAGUUACACUUUUAGCUUGUAUAGUGGUUACUUUAAAGAUGUCCAGUUUUUGGCUGAAAAAAAAAACAAAAACCUGUUUGACGGAAGAUUCCAUUUUGCAGUAACGUUUUCAAAAAUCCAGCUAGGUAUAAAUAAACAAGUGUAGGUUUCCAUUUUUCAUACCCUGUGAGGAGAGAUUCCUCUCUUACAUGGCUUUUAGCAUUUACAAAGUCGUUUGUGUGGCUCAUCUGUCGCGUAGCUAGUUUGCUUACGCCUCCCAGGGUGUAUAAAACGAACCAACUAUGGGACUGUCAAGCCACACGAACGACUUCAUUAACGCUAAAAGCCAUGCCAGAGAGCAACCUCUGCUUGCAAGGUACAUUUUUCACAAAUUUUACUAUCUAGUUAAAUAAUUAUUUCAUUUUUUUUCUUGCUGGUUUUAGGCUCAGUCAUUCCACAGACAAUCCACAAGGCUGCGGAAACAGAUGUGGUGGCAGAACAAGAAAAUGUGCCUGCUGCUGAUAUUUGUGUUGCUAGUUAUAAUUGGGGUUAUUGUCUUGGUUGCACUUGGUGUUGAAGGAAAAUUAUAAUGUACACUUGUAUAGUUAGUGAGAUUUUCUUUUGGAGACAAGACAAACUUCGUCUUCCUGCCAUGAAUUUUCGGUGUGUCAAGGAUAAUGCAACAUUGUGUUAGUGGUAACUUAUACAUUUAUUUUGAAUGCACCUGUAUUUCUUGGAAAACGCCAACACUUCUUUUUUCGGUAUAAAUUGAAAGGAACUUAGUUGGCUUGCCUUCUGGACAAAGAUCUCUUUGAUAAGUUAUGGCAAAGUAGGAAUGAUAUUUUGUGUUUAUUAAUUUUAGUUUACUCUGUAUUUCAGUGGCAGUGUGCGUUGUUUAUAUUUUAGAGAGUGCUUGAGAAGUGAUUGACUACUUGUGAAAAUAGGCCAUUUCCGACUAGCCAAGCAUCUGUUUCAAGGCAAGGCUAAAAUUAUACGAAGCCAUCAAUCUAAAAAUAUGAUUUUUAGUCUCAUGUAAAUAAAACUCAUUUUCACAAGAAAAGCUUAGAAUUUAACCUUGUUUUGAUAAGUGAGAAUUUUCAUAACUCGGAAAUGACCUAUUUAUAACAGCAGCUCAUGUUUGCCCCCUCUGAUUUGCAUUUUGUGGGCUGAUUUAUGUUUUCAGAAAAGUGUCAAGGGUUUGUUGCACAACUUUUAAAAAAUAAGAGCAAUAAUAUUAUGACAAAUUAUGCAAAGAAUUACAGGUGUAAUAGUCUAGUUUAUAGCUGGACUUUAAUUUCUAAUCAGAAAUGCGCAGUCAGUACAGUUGGUGCUGAAAAUUUGACUGAAAUGACUUCUGAAAACUUGUCGAAAGUGAUUUGUAAACACUUAGAGUGAUCAUUACUUAUGUAUUUGUGCGAUAUGAUUGCUGCACAGAAAGCUAUAGUUACAGUUGUAAACCUUUAAUCCUUAAAAUCAAACACAGACAUUCUUAACAUUAUUCGCAUGUUUACGCAAAGCACAAGGGCGAGAUGAGACAGCCCAACUCAACACACAUUACUCGAGUGUGGAACAUUUGGGAAUUAUGACAUUUUUGUUCUCUUCUUGCUUCACAUAUUUAAUAUGUAAUCACUGACAUUAUAGGAAGAAAUUGGACUGGCAGUCGCCGAUAGAGCUGUAGAAGUUCUAAAACCACAGUACUCAAUUUGGGGAAUUUUAGGAGAUUUAUUUAUCUCUGCCUGAGCGCCACCUAUGUAAGAUCUGAUAGGUCAGGUCCAAGCAAGAAAACCAGCAAAAUUAAUCUGCUUUAUAGCAGUGCUUAAGUAAAGGCAGAUGGAGAAUAAUCUCACUUGGGUAGAAAAGUGUAUUUUGACGUAACAUUAUUGUCAAGGAGAAGUGGAAUAAUCAACAUUUAUUCCACGAGUGCACGUUGGAUAUGAGAUGGUAGAUAGCCAAUGAGGUGCGUAGCACCAAGUUGGCUAUAAUCAUCUCAUAUCCAACAAGUGUGAGUGGAAUAAUUGUUUUACUAAAAACGCUCACAAAAUAUCGAGAAUUCUUCCGGACUUUAUUUGUAAAAACAACCAGUUCAGCUUGUUUUCAAUUUUGAGCAGAUGCAUUCAGUUACCAUAUUUGGAGAACAUGGUAUAAUGCCUCAUAUACCGUGAUGGCUCAGCCAAUCAGAGCUCUAGAAUUGCAUUAUCCAAUGAUUCAGUUUUUAAUAAUAGAAUAUAGAGAAUU
Porites lobata is the source of this 8208-nucleotide messenger RNA. The record is from the annotation of a GenBank genome assembly. Lineage: Eukaryota; Metazoa; Cnidaria; Anthozoa; Scleractinia; Poritidae.